Molecule: messenger RNA, 1585 nt
Organism: Cajanus cajan (pigeon pea)
Lineage: Eukaryota; Viridiplantae; Streptophyta; Magnoliopsida; Fabales; Fabaceae
Product: putative glucan endo-1,3-beta-glucosidase A6
Biological process (GO): carbohydrate metabolic process
Molecular function (GO): hydrolase activity, hydrolyzing O-glycosyl compounds
Source: RefSeq, a predicted model, not a curated record
UUAAGUGUGGAGUAUUUAGUGAUUUAUAACAAAUCCGUAUUAAUGAAUGGUAUUCCAUCGCAACAGCGUAUUCUCCGAAAUACGAAGGCUGUUAAAGGAGAAAAAAAGGAAGGAAAUAGAUGCAAUGGGCAUGGCAGCGAUAUUUGUAUCUGUGUUGUUACUCUCAUUCUCCAUAUCCAGUGGUGAAAUCUCAGGGCAAGUGGGAGUGAACUAUGGGCAAUUAGGGAACAACCUUCCGGCACCGAAAAUGUCAGUGAGUCUGAUAAAGUCGUUGAAGGCGAAGCGAGUGAAAAUAUACGACGCAAACGCGGAAAUCCUGGAAGCGCUUAAGAACACGGGCAUUCAAGUAUCGAUCAUGCUCCCAAACCAACUCGUGCGCAACGUCUCCACCAACCAGACACUCGCGGAUCGGUGGGUAGAGUCCAACGUCCUACCCUUCUACCCUCAAACGCUCAUCCGCUACCUCCUCGUCGGCAACGAACUCAUCACCUCCACAGGAAACGAAACAUGGCCCCACAUCGUUCCAGCAAUGCACAGAAUGAAGCAGUCCCUCACAACCUUCCGUUUGAACAAGGUGAAGGUGGGAACUCCCCUGGCCAUGGACGUGUUGUCGUCGUCGUUUCCCCCCUCAAACGGGACUUUCAGAAACGACAUCGCGUAUAGCGUCAUAAAGCCCAUGCUCCACUUCCUCCACAAAACCCGCUCCUUUUUCUUCCUAGACGUCUACCCGUUUUUCGCCUGGUCUUCGGACCAAACCCACAUUAAUCUCACUUACGCCCUCUUCCACUCCAAAACCAUCACGGUAACGGACCCCUUCACGGCCUUAAACUACACCAACCUAUUCGACCAGAUGCUUGACGCCGUUUAUUUCGCCAUGAAGCGGCUCGGCUACUCCAAAAUUCGGAUCUUCAUCGCGGAAACGGGUUGGCCCAAUGGGGGAGACUUGGACCAACUUGGCGCCAAUGUUCACAACGCUGCCACGUAUAACCGGAACCUAGUUAAGAGACUUACCAGAAAACCGGUUUUCGGAACACCGGCUCGACCGGGUUUGCUUCUCCCGGCUUUUAUAUUUUCACUUUUUAAUGAGAACCUGAAAUCGGGUUUUGGUACGGAGCGACACUUCGGGUUGUUGUACCCCAACGGCUCGAGGGUUUAUGACAUCGAUCUCUCUGGUGAGACGCCGGACUCCGAACUUGCGCCGAUUCCAGCGGCGGUGGAUUAUAAGGGGAAGGCUUGGUGUGUGGUGGCUGAAGGGGCGGAUGUGACGGCGGUUGCGGCGGCGUUGUCGUACGCGUGCUCGCAGGGGAACGGAACCUGUGACCCGAUCCAACCUGGAAAAGCGUGUUUUAAACCCGAUUCAUUGGUGGGUCACGCUAGCUAUGCGUUCAGUGCAUAUUGGGCUCAAUUUAGACGCCUGGGUGGAACUUGCUAUUUCAAUGGGCUUGCGGCCCAAACUGCAAAGGAUCCAAGUUAUGGGUCUUGCAAGUUUCCAAGUGUGACUCUUUGAAGAAGCCCGUGUCAAUCAAACGAACCAGCGAAGUAGUAAUUUAUAGAAAGUGCCGAUCAAAAGAAGAUUUUUUUUUUU